This is a messenger RNA of Fukomys damarensis (Damara mole-rat), 372 nucleotides long. It is a transcript of the gene Nps, whose product is annotated as neuropeptide S. The transcript has 3 exons. The record is from RefSeq and is a predicted model, not a curated record. Lineage: Eukaryota; Metazoa; Chordata; Mammalia; Rodentia; Bathyergidae. Gene Ontology annotation, biological process: neuropeptide signaling pathway; positive regulation of synaptic transmission, GABAergic; positive regulation of synaptic transmission, glutamatergic. Gene Ontology annotation, cellular component: extracellular region. The coding region runs from base 1 to 372 and encodes 123 amino acids.
AUGCAGGAGGCAUCUGACAGUAAGCCUGAGGAAUUUGGCAGUAAAAUCAUCGAUCUGCACAGAUUUUGGAAAGUCCAAAAUGAUCAGUUUUUUUCCUUCCUGCUCUGCAGCUCAUUAAAGAUCAGUCUUAUCUUAAUUCUGUCACUUUCCACAAUGCCUGCGUUUUGGUGCUACCCAGCUCUGUCUUCUAAGGUGUCUGGAAAAUAUGAUUACUUUCUCAUCCUGCUGAACAGCUGCCCAGCCAGGCUGGACGGGAGUGAGGGACUAGCUUUUCUAAAGCCAAUUUUGGAGAAGACAUCUAUGAAAAGGUCCUUUCGCAAUGGAGUUGGCACAGGAAUGAAAAAAACUUCCUUUCGAAGAGCAAAACCAUGA